Molecule: messenger RNA, 1467 nt
Organism: Salvelinus namaycush (lake trout)
Lineage: Eukaryota; Metazoa; Chordata; Actinopteri; Salmoniformes; Salmonidae
Product: SH3 domain-binding protein 5-like
Exons: 8
Coding region: 1-1467 (488 amino acids)
Biological process (GO): negative regulation of protein tyrosine kinase activity; intracellular signal transduction
Cellular component (GO): cytoplasm
Molecular function (GO): protein kinase inhibitor activity
Source: RefSeq, a predicted model, not a curated record
AUGGAACCAGGGAGCUCGCUUGAAAGUCCAUUCGGUUCUGGGGGUCCCGAACCGUCGGACAUACGCGAGGAGACCCCCGGCGAAGAGGCUGAGGAUGGGGACAACAGCAUCCUGAGAGAAGGAGGAGGGAACGAAAACACUCUGGACAAGAUGAAAACAGAAUGUGAGGAUGAUGGUGUCACUGGGAAAAAGAUUGAGGCUGCUAAUGAAGAAGGCAAAUAUGAAGAGGAAUUGGACCCUAGAAUUCAGGAGGAGCUGGAGCACCUCAAUCAGGCCAGUGAUGAAAUCAACAAGCUGGAACUGCAACUGGAUGAUGCUAGGUCCAGCUACAGGAGGAUCCUCACUGAAUCAGCCAGGAAGCUCAAUGCUCAGGGCUCCCAGGUAGGGACCUGCAUUGAGAAGGCCAGGCCCUACUACGAAGCCCGCAGACUAGCCAAAGAGGCCCAGCAGGAGACGCAGAAGGCAGCGUUGCGGUACGAGAGAGCCGUCUCCAUGCAUACGGCUGCCAGAGAGAUGGUGUACGUGGCAGAGCAGGGGCUCCUGGCAGACAGGAACACUCUGGACCCCACCUGGCAGGAGAUGCUCAACCACGCCACCUCCAAGGUGAACGAGGCAGAGGAGGAGCGGCUGCGGAGCGAGAGGGAGCACCAGCGGGUCACUCAGCUGUGCCAGGAGGCAGAACAACGUGUCCAGACCCUUCAGAAAUCCCUCAAGAGGUUCAUCAUCAAGUCCAAACCUUACUUCGAGCUCAAGGCUCAGUUCAACCACCUACUAGAGGGGCACAAGGCAAAGGUGGUGCAGCUGGAUGAACGUGUUGCUAGGGUCAAAACGCGCUACUCCGUCGCCCUGCGCAACCUGGAGCAAAUCAGCGAGCAGAUCCAUGCCCAGAGGGGGCGUGUCCGAGCCACCAGGGCCCGCCCUGUAGCCUGCGGUGGGCGGAGCUCCCCAGUGGGGGCGGAGGCUGAGGUCGAAGCUGUGGUCGGGGUUCAGGUUGGAGGAGCCUGUGGCGGAGGGUUGGAGGAGAAGGACUGGGCUGAUGGAGAGAAGACCAGGCAGGGAGAGGCAGGGUCAGACUCCAUGUCUGUCAUCAGCCUCCAGACCAUCGCCUCGGACCUGGAGAAGUGUGACUCGGUGGGGCACCUGGGGGACCUGAGUGACGUGAGCAGCCUGAUGGGAGAGGACUGGGAGAGGGACCGGUCCCUUAUGGCUGAGAACAGAGACAGGAACCCAAGGGCAGAGGAGAGAGUUUUGAGGGAGAUGGACAUCCCUGCUCCAAGGCAGGAUAGAUUGAAGAUGCCUGCCUCCCCUGCCUUCCCAGCCUACCCUGCUUCCUCAACCUCCCCAGCCUACCCUGCAUACCAGCCUCCCCUGCCUCCCAGCCUACCUACCCAGCCUCCACUGCCCCCCCCCCCCCCCCCCUCACCUCCCCAGCCUACCCUGCCAGCACAGAGCCAGAAGUCCUCUUAA